AUGUCACUAUUAUAUCUUACAACUUCAGUCAAUAAUCAACGAAUGAAAAUGAUGAUUGAUACAGGUGCAAAUAAAUCCUUUAUUUCCAUUCAAGCAUUAAAUUCAACAUCUAGUAAACAAUUUUUUAAUCGAAUCCAUCGUCGUGUAUUUUUAGCUGAUGGUUAUUCAUCUCUUGCUGUUUACGGUGAAGUCAAAUUAAAUAUAACUAUGGGCGAAAUGAACACGUUUAUUAAUGCAUAUAUUGUCAAAAAAUGA
Molecule: messenger RNA, 255 nt
Organism: Rotaria sp. Silwood2
Lineage: Eukaryota; Metazoa; Rotifera; Eurotatoria; Philodinida; Philodinidae
Source: the annotation of a GenBank genome assembly